AUGGAAGACCCUCCGUUGGCGUCGCUCUCCCUGACCCAUGUCCAUUAUAAUCCCAAUGAUCCCAUCGCCCAUGCCUGUGCCUUUCUGGCCCUCGUACCCCAAGCCCUAUGUAUUACAUAUGCCACUCUGAUAUGGAGCACUCGCGAGGCAGAGGUCGCUCUCAUGUUUGCUGGCCAAAUGGCCUGUGAAGCUCUCAACUGGAUGCUUAAGCGAACUAUUCGCGAAAAGAGACCCCACCCUCUGACCGGCAAAGGCUACGGUAUGCCCUCGUCACACGCUCAGUUCGUCUCGUACUUUGCUGUUUCCUUGACCCUAUUCCUUCUGUUACGCCAUAACCCUCACGCGCCCAAUACCUCAACCACCCACAUCCCGACCUCUACUUUUGAAAGACUUGCUUUGUCUGUCUUGGUCAUCGCCGGUGCUGCUGCUGUCGCCCAGAGCAGGAUAUACCUCAACUACCACACCGAGAAACAGAUUCUAGUCGGCUGCGUCGUAGGUGUCCUCUUUGCUGUCUUCUGGUAUCUUUUCACAACGUACUUGCGCCGCUCUGGUUGGCUGGAUUGGGUGCUAGACACUUCGAUUGCAAGGUUUUUCCGCCUCCGAGAUCUUGUCGUUACAGAGGAUCUAGUCGACGCCGGUUGGGAGAGGUGGCAGCAGCGUAGAAGCAAAAGAAGUGAGCACAAGUCCAAAUAG
Aureobasidium namibiae CBS 147.97 is the source of this 693-nucleotide messenger RNA. RefSeq names its product dolichyldiphosphatase. Gene Ontology annotation, molecular function: dolichyldiphosphatase activity. Gene Ontology annotation, cellular component: endoplasmic reticulum membrane; intracellular membrane-bounded organelle. Lineage: Eukaryota; Fungi; Ascomycota; Dothideomycetes; Dothideales; Saccotheciaceae. Bases 1 to 693 code for a protein of 230 amino acids. The transcript has 3 exons. The record is from RefSeq and is a predicted model, not a curated record. Gene Ontology annotation, biological process: protein N-linked glycosylation; lipid biosynthetic process.